Messenger RNA from Piliocolobus tephrosceles (Ugandan red Colobus), 2890 nucleotides. RefSeq names its product BCL3 transcription coactivator (gene BCL3). The transcript is spliced from 9 exons. Gene Ontology annotation, cellular component: cytosol. Gene Ontology annotation, biological process: cellular response to tumor necrosis factor. The coding region runs from base 1110 to 2474 and encodes 454 amino acids. Lineage: Eukaryota; Metazoa; Chordata; Mammalia; Primates; Cercopithecidae. The record is from RefSeq and is a predicted model, not a curated record. Gene Ontology annotation, molecular function: NF-kappaB binding.
GGGAAGUGGGGGGAAGCCAAGCUGCUCCCCUCUCCUGCAGCACCGGCCUCGGUUGCGCUGACUCUGGCCUGGCGUCUGUGUCUCUUGCUAUCUCUCUUUCUCUCAAGAUCUCUGCGCCUGUCUCCAUGUCUCUUUCUGUGCACCUAGGAUUUUCCGAGCACCCACCCCGGUGCCCUGUGGGCCCUGGCUGGGUGCAGGGCCCCCAACGCGGGGAAAAAUACAAUCAGUGGAGCGCUCCCCACCCUCACCCCACCCCCAGCCCCUUUAGACCCACAGCUGAAGAGACACGUGGAGUGGCAGAAAUGGGAGACAGGAGGGAGAGGAAUCGUUCCUGGCCGCCUGCUGAGUGCCAGUCCUUGCCCCGGGUGCGUCUCUUCACUCCCACUAAGGAGGAAACGGCUCAGAGAGGGGAAGUGUUUGACCAAGGUCACCCAGGGAGGAAGUGGGAACCGAGAUUCGAACCUGCGUCCCAGAGAUGCCAAGGCCUCCUGAGAGGCAGAGAAGCAGACAGCAACUGAGAGACAGACAGAUGGUGACAGACAGAGAGAGACAAAAGAGAGAGACAGAGACCGAACAGAGCACAGAGACAAACGCGGGGGUGCGGAGAAAAACACCUACUCAGACAGGAGAACCAGAGAGACAGUUACAGACUCAGCGAUAGAGAGGCUGAGAGAUAGAGCCAGAAACACAAAAACAGAGGCAGAGAGACUGAGAGCGGCCCUUGGCAGCAGGGGUGGGGACACCCCCCCAUCCUCCGACCCCGCCUCCUCUCCCCCCACCCCUCCUUUCCUCCUGCUCCCCCUCCAAGGCCUGGCUGCCCGGGGCGCCGCGGGCCGGGAGGGGGCAAGCGGGGCGCGGCGCGGGCGGGGCGCACAGCAGGCUGCACUGCAGAGCGGCGGGAGCAGCGGCGGGUCCAGGAAACCCCUGGGGCGUACGGGUGGCCCCGGGGGGGGGGGGCCGGGGGCGGGGAGGCGGGCGGCCGGCACCGCCCCGGCCGACAAAAGUCCCUUCAGUUCAGCCGGCUGCAGGGGAAGUCCCGGCGCCCGGCGAAACCACCCUCCCGUGCAGCCGAGCCCAGCCGCUCUCCGGCCGCCGUCCCCGGCGGCCCCAUGCCCCGAUGCCCCGCGGGGGCCAUGGACGAGGGGCCCGUGGACCUGCGCACCCGACCCAAGGCCGCCGGACUCCCGGGCGCCGCACUGCCGCUCCGCAAGCGCCCGCUGCGCGCGCCCUCCCCGGAGCCCGCCGCUCCCCGCGGCGCUGCGGGCCUUGUCGUCCCCCUGGACCCUCUGCGCGGCGGCUGCGACCUGCCGGCGGUCCCCGGGCCCCCCCACGGCCUGGCCAGGCCGGAGGCGCUGUACUACCCGGGAGCCUUACUGCCUUUGUACCCCACUCGGACCAUGGGCUCCCCGUUUCCUCUGGUGAACCUGCCUACACCCCUGUACCCCAUGAUGUGCCCCAUGGAACACCCCCUUUCUGCUGACAUCGCCAUGGCCACCCGUGCAGAUGAGGACGGAGACACGCCUCUCCAUAUUGCUGUGGUGCAGGGUAACCUGCCAGCUGUGCACCGGCUGGUCAACCUCUUCCAGCAGGGGGGCCGGGAGCUCGACAUCUACAACAACCUACGGCAGACACCGCUCCACCUGGCUGUAAUCACCACAUUACCGUCUGUGGUCCGGCUCCUGGUGACAGCUGGUGCCAGCCCCAUGGCGCUGGACCGCCAUGGCCAGACGGCCGCCCACCUGGCGUGCGAGCACCGCAGCCCAACCUGCCUGCGAGCCCUGCUGGACAGCGCAGCUCCUGGCACGUUGGACCUGGAGGCUCGCAAUUACGACGGGCUCACCGCCCUGCACGUGGCAGUGAACACCGAGUGCCAAGAAACCGUGCAGCUCUUACUGGAGCGCGGUGCCGACAUCGACGCAGUGGACAUUAAGAGCGGCCGCUCCCCGCUCAUCCACGCCGUGGAAAACAACAGCCUUAGCAUGGUGCAGCUGCUGCUGCAGCACGGCGCCAACGUGAACGCACAAAUGUACUCCGGCAGCUCCGCGCUGCACUCAGCGUCCGGCCGCGGGCUCCUCCCGCUGGUGCGCACACUGGUCCGCAGCGGCGCUGACAGCAGCCUCAAGAACUGCCACAAUGACACGCCGCUGAUGGUGGCGCGCAGCCGCAGGGUCAUCGACAUCCUGAGGGGGAAGGCCGCCCGGCCUGCUUCCACCUCCCAGCCAGACCCCUCCCCUGACCGGAGCGCCAACACCUCCCCCGAGAGCAGCAGCCGCCUCAGCUCCAACGGUCUUCUCUCUGCAUCACCGUCCUCCUCACCCUCCCAGUCUCCCCCCAAGGACCCCCCUGGAUUCCCCAUGGCUCCUCCCAAUUUCUUCCUUCCUUCCCCAUCUCCACCUGCCUUUCUGCCCUUUGCCGGGGUCCUCCGAGGCCCUGGCCGGCCGGUGCCCUCCUCCCCAGCUCCAGGAGGCAGCUGAGGGGGAUGGGGGGGCAGAUCUCGGACUCAUGAGGAGGGGCCCCCUGCCCUGUGGGGUCAACCCUUCUGGAAACUGUGAAGAUCUCAUUCUGCCCCCCCCCAUCUUCGGGACCAGGAUUUGCACAGAAGCACAUGCACCUACCCAUACAGCCCCUCUUCUGAGCACAGUUCCCCCAUCUCGCUCCCUGCCCAGGACUCUGAUCCCAGUAUUCUCAGGCACCAGCCCCUGUCCGAAAUGCCACCCCCAUCUUCCAUUUCCGUGUCCCCUCCCAGAGCUGGUGGACCCGGGGAACAGCCACUCCCCUCUACCAGACAACUGAGGAGGGGAGAGGUGGGCUGUAACGGGCACGGAUCACGAUGUAAAUUAUUAAGCAUUUUGGUUGGAUUUCUUUUGUAAUAAACUAUUUUUGUACCAUA